AUGGCAAAGUUGCGUCGGGACACUCAUGAAUCUCAAUUGUUCCCCCCUACAGGACGGCCGUUGCGAAUUGUUGCGUCGGGUACUCUUUUUCUGACACACACACUAUCCUUACCGUGUCAGCCUGCACCUUCUUCAGUAAUUCGCGCUCAUUCGGUCGAAAAGAGCCGCGGCGGCUCUGCGAACACCCUUUUAUCCCUUUUAGCACAGUUUUCAAAUGUCGAAACGGCUCUCGUCGCGCCCCUAGGUGGGAACGAUGAAGGAAACAUGAUAAUCCGGGAUCUGGAGAAAGAGGGCGUCAGCACGCGAUUUUGCAAGAUUUGGCCGGGCUCAGGUGUUCCCAGCGCCUGGGUCUUCCAUUCCGUCGACAAUGACACGCGAACGGUCGUGAACCACAAUCCUUUGCCAGACAUAACCCACGAGGAAUUCGUCUCAAUCCUUGGGCCUCUCUUGGCACCAGAAAAUUACAUGCUCUUCUCAUCGGCAGAGUCCCCCAUCUCACCUAUGCAUCCACCGUUAUCACCUUUGCCACCCUCAAUGUCAGCCCAAUCGUCCCCACGGUCUCCGGGCACCCCCAUCAUGUUCAAUCCUAAUAGCCCCGCUCCCUUUGACUGGCUCCAUUUCGAAGGAAGGUCAGUGAAGACGACUUUAAGCAAUAUCACCGGUCUGGACGGUCUAGCACGUGAACGAAAAUGGAGGAGUCACUGUGUCUUUAGUGUGGAUAUCGGCAGAAGAGGAAGGCAGGGUGUAGAAGCCUUGAUCCCGCACGCAGAUGUUCUGUUUGUUAACAAGCAUUACGCUCAGGCGAACUCACCCCAUUAUGCGGCGACACCAAGAACAUUUCUGUUGUCCUUCAUGAGUAUCGCGCCUCCGCAUGCAUUGUUGGUGGCGCACUGGGGCUCUGAAGGUGCCGCUGUCUUGUCAUUACCUACCAGGGAAUAUUUCCAGAGCUCGGGAUGGGUAGAAGAUCGGUCAACGGUGCGAAAUCCUAAUUCUCGUCCUCGUCUUCCUCGAGGAAGAGAUACAGCGACCAAUACCACUGCCAACUCUAGUGAAGUGAACGACGUGCGGUCUGUGAGAAGUGGAAGCGACUUUUGGGCUGACGCGCGCAGCCGUACGCCUUCAUCUAGUGCAUUCACAGCGGGCAACUAUACCAGCAGUGAUGCUCCGAGUCAUCUUGGCCUCCCCACACCUCGAGCAAGGUCACGUCCUAGGCCCGGAGGUCGUGAUAACAGAUACGACACAACUCAGACCGAGGAGGACGACAACGAAGAUGCCGAUCAUGACUCUCAAGGAACAGAAGUUCCUGAAUGCGACGAUAACGUCGUCGAUGAGGUCGGUGCGCAAGAUGCGUUUGUGGCGGGAAUGAUAUAUUCUUUGAGUCGACGUAUAAUGCCUGGCCCUCCGUAUACUCCAGCAUCGGGCGGGGAAGAUGUUCGUCCUUCGAAUAUGGAUCAUGACAAGGGUCGCUGGAGAUUAGAUGAAUGUCUACGAUUUGCCACUGAGCUUGCAGGGCGUAAAGCCCGCCGACGGAACUGGGACGGAUUGGCCGAUGAAAUGGCGCGCGCAGGUUGGUUCGAUAACGCUUAUUAA
Messenger RNA from Guyanagaster necrorhizus, 1590 nucleotides. RefSeq names its product Ribokinase-like protein. Lineage: Eukaryota; Fungi; Basidiomycota; Agaricomycetes; Agaricales; Physalacriaceae. The transcript is spliced from 4 exons. The record is from RefSeq and is a predicted model, not a curated record. Bases 1 to 1590 code for a protein of 529 amino acids.